Lucilia sericata (common green bottle fly) is the source of this 1069-nucleotide messenger RNA. RefSeq lists its product as uncharacterized. NCBI's taxonomy places the organism in Eukaryota, Metazoa, Arthropoda, Insecta, Diptera, Calliphoridae. The transcript has 7 exons. The record is from RefSeq and is a predicted model, not a curated record. Bases 173 to 1039 code for a protein of 288 amino acids.
CAGACGCCGCCGUUAAGAGCCGAGUCGGCAAUUGAAAACGGAGUGAAAAAUAUAAAAAAAACAUAUUACAAUCCAAAAAUUUAUUUAAACUAAAUUAAAAUCAACAUAAAAAAGACUUUAUUUAAAUAUAAAACAUAAAAUUUCUACAAAUUGAAUAAAAAAACUAAACAAAAUGACAAAAAGGACAUUUGAGUUUGUUGAUAUAAAUGAAGUAGAAAGUAAUAAACUAAAAUUAGCACAAGUCCCGAAAAUAAGUUUGGUUUGUAAGUCAGAUUUUACAGGAGGUGUAGAGCCAGCAAACCAGCCCAUUUUAAUAAGAAAAUGCAACUCGAUAAAUAGAGUUAUUGCAAAUAAUUUACCAUCAACAAAUGGAGACCUUUUGGAAGUAUUAACGAAUAUUCUGCAGGGGCAAAGGGAGAUAAAUACUCGACUUGAGAAAAUUGAACAAACUCAAACAAGUAUUAUUAAUAACCAAAACCUAUUAAGCAAUGCUCAGGAUGCGAUUGUGGCAAAUCAACAGCAAAUUGCCAAUAAAUUGGAGGACAUAGAAACAAGUAUUAUGUCAAAACCUGAGAUGAUGGCACAGUCCAGAGUGCUAGUGCAACGCCAGGUGGCCAUUAAAAAAGUAAAUAAAUCCGUGUGCCCCAUGACUGACGAAAUUAAUGAAAAAACUCUGAACGAACUCGACAAUAUGCUUCCUAUGGCGACCCUAGAGGCAGUAGAGGAAUUGGAAGAAAAACUAAGCAAUCGAAAGUUUGCUCAAACAAUGAAAACUUAUUUGCACAAAUUUAAAGGAGAGUCUGAUGGUGUAAACAGUGUCAUACGUGAAUUAUUCACGGAUGACCUGCUUGAAAUGUUUAAUUGGGAAGGAAGGUGGGGAAGGAAAGCACUGGCGAAACUUUAUUUAAUCGAAAAUGUUCUGCGAGGUGUUUUUCAGGAGCAAAGAGCUUUAGAUUUCGAAAAAAAUAUUAAAAGGGCGGUUGAACGUAGCCAUCACAGAGUAAAACAAAAAAAUUAUAAACUAAAAAAAGGAAAUUGAAUAACAAUAAAAACAUUUUAAUAAAAAGCA